AAAUUAAGAUUUUUAAACAUUUUUUUAGAUACGUUGCUUUUGUCAGGUUUGCUAAAGGUCCUGCUCCAGUCCCGUUGGUGGCGCUGACAACCGGAAGUCUGAGUCCUACCGUCAAUUUUUUAAGACGAAGAAGAAAGGCGUCAGUUCCGUAAACACAAUAGACCCGCGUUAGCUAAAUUAUCAGCAGUGUUACAGGUUAAUGUCCGUUUUAUUUAUGCGACCUCGAAGUUCACGAUGUCUUAUGGUGAAUCUACUUCUACGACCUGUCCAGACGUUUGUGUGAGCGAAAGAGCAGAAGACCAAAGAAAUGACUGCACUGUUAACAGUACUAAAUGUGUGAACAGUGAGGGCAACAGUCCAGACAGCAGUGAGAGAGAGCGGGUGCUGAAGGAGGUCGGACUCACCUGCUCCACCUUCAUCGGCCCUGCAUUACCUCCAAAACCAGUCAAGGCUGACAUUGAUGACGCACUCAGUGAAUUUUACAAAGAACUUGGGGAGGUGGAUACACCUGAUGGUGCUGAUGGUAACCCAGGGCAACGAGAUGAAGGCUCUGUUUAUCCACCCACACUUCCUAAAUUAUCUAACACCAAAGACAAUGAGGAUGUAAGACAGGAAAAAAUUGGUAACAGCUAUAUAACUGAAGAACCUGAUGGUUAUGAGAAUAUCGGUGGACAGAAACAUUCGUCCUGGUCACACUGGUACCAGAAUGAGCCAUACAACCACAGGAGACCCAGACAAGGCUUUGACCGAAGCUUUGGUGGGGUGUCUUAUGCAGAGAUUCAGAAGCACCAUCCACAACAAUGGGACAGAGCACCAAACCCAAGAUUUCACAGACCUCUAGUCCAUUGCCCGUCGCCUCCACCCGAAUCCCGAAAUCCACCAUAUCCCCUACGAAACAUGAAUCCCAAGUGGAAUGAAUCAGAUUUGUCAAACCAUUAUCUGGAGGAUGCACAUUUUCCAACGUUGGGUGGUUUCCCACCUCCAAAUGUUGGCUUUGUUCCCCCGCAGGGCUUUUAUGGAAAUUCUGAACAAUUCUUCUUUGACAGGGAUGAACGGAGACAUGGUUACUAUCAGCAAUCAGAAAAUGAAAGUGUAAGAUGGUCUAGAGACACAGAAGCAGAAUGGCCUCAGACACAACAAUACCGUUCUUCUUUUGUGCUGAUCUUGAUGAGGGGGUUACCAGGCUCUGGGAAGUCGACCCUAGCUAGAGAGUUGCUCUCCACGGGGCCCAGUGGAGUAAUUCUAAGCACAGAUGACUACUUUGCUCACAGAGAUGGCUACUGCUAUGAACCAGGCCUUCUUGGAGUUGCACAUGAAUGGAACCAGCGCAGAGCUGAAGAUGCUAUGCGAGAUGGACGGUCUCCCGUUAUUAUUGACAAUACAAACAUCCAAGCCUGGGAAAUGAAGCCAUAUGUCGAAAUGGCUUUGGAGAGAGGCUACAAAGUGGACUUCUGUGAACCGGACACAAGCUGGAAACUUGACCCUUAUGAACUGGAGAAGAGGAACAAGCAUGGUGUUUCCAAGGAGAAAAUUGCACGGAUGCUGGAUAGCUUUUCAUUUCCCAUAUCCAUAGACAUUGUUAUGAACUCACAGGAGCCACCUCACGUGAACCAGAGACGUCAGCCACACCAGUCACAGAUGAUGAGAACACAGGUUUUCUAUUAGUUUAUGCAGGAAUUCAACCAGCCAACUUAAAUGCCUUGGAAAAUACUUUUAUAAUAGGAAAUGUUGGUUGUCAUAGGAUGAUUUUUCUCAAAAUAUUUUGUAUACUGUGUAUCUAAAAUCACUUCUAAAGGUAUUACAAAGAUUUCAUUGAUACAUUUUUUACUAGGGAAGGACAAUGUUUUAAUCAUUUUUGAAUGCUAUUCUGAUUUAUGUUAGAAUGGGACUGAACUCAUUGCUCAAUAGGCAGCUUAACAAUCUACUCAAGGACAAGUUCCUGUCAUUGAAAUUACAAGACUGUUCAAUUACAAGCUUGGGUUUAAAAUGAUGUUCAAUAUUUCCUGCCACAUUUAGUCUGUUUACGUUUUGAAAUAGUUAUUUUUUGUGAUUGCUAUUUUAGUGCUGAAUCUUAUUCCAUUAAGCACCAUCUGAAGCAGGGAAAUUUGAUUACUAAAUAUUUUUACCAA
Molecule: messenger RNA, 2129 nt
Organism: Betta splendens (Siamese fighting fish)
Lineage: Eukaryota; Metazoa; Chordata; Actinopteri; Anabantiformes; Osphronemidae
Gene: n4bp2l2
Product: NEDD4 binding protein 2-like 2
Exons: 6
Coding region: 235-1665 (476 amino acids)
Biological process (GO): negative regulation of transcription by RNA polymerase II
Cellular component (GO): nucleus
Molecular function (GO): transcription corepressor activity
Source: RefSeq, a predicted model, not a curated record